Molecule: messenger RNA, 630 nt
Organism: Peronospora farinosa
Lineage: Eukaryota; Oomycota; Peronosporomycetes; Peronosporales; Peronosporaceae
Source: the annotation of a GenBank genome assembly
AUGAAGCGUAUGGCCGACACCAUCAAUGGAAGAGACUCAAAGCAAAGUGCCUCUAGCAACAGCCACAGCGAUAAUCCACGAGAUUUUAAACGUAUUCGUUGUGUAAAUGAAACUCAAGAGGCUAUUGGAAUGACUCUUGUUACUGUAAAGACAUUAGCAGACGAGAAAGAGACGGAUUCGCAUCGAUUGGCACAGCGUCAAAAGCAAAUUGAUUACGGUAAAAACACGAUCGGUUAUGAUCGUUAUUGUGCUCAAGUAUCCAAGCACCAACGUCGACGGGGAAAGCAUCCAAUGACACCAGAUAAAACCAUGCGUAUAGGUAAAAAGGGGUUUGAUGGGAUCGUACGUAAAUGGCGACAAGCAUUGCACAAAUAUGAUCCACCAGAGCUAGUAGAAGGUACUAAAGCAAUGAUAUCCAAUGAGUUCAUUCCAGUGAAUGCAAUGACAAAGACUCUUGAUGUUGAUGCAAUAACAGUAAAGUCAGAGGAAGAGGCAAUCUCAAUUGCCGAUUGUGAAGGGAAGAAUUCGAUACUGUUAGAAAGUAAGAUUCCUUCAUCUAGUCGAUCAAUUUACGAGAACUUUGAUGAAGAUGAUUAUGACAAGGACGACUCGGACGAUGACUUGUUGUAG